Molecule: messenger RNA, 2611 nt
Organism: Schistosoma rodhaini
Lineage: Eukaryota; Metazoa; Platyhelminthes; Trematoda; Strigeidida; Schistosomatidae
Source: the annotation of a GenBank genome assembly
ACUGGAGCAAUACUCUUUGAGUCAUGAUUACAUACGUCGGCGUCUUUAGUUGUUUGAUUACAUUUCUACCAUUCGUUCAUAUGGUUACUCUUGAACAAGCUAUGUCAGAUCCUGCUAAAUAUAUAAGAUAUGAUACAGGUGAUUUUAAUAUUGGAAUGCAUGUUGGACUUUCAUUAUUAAUAAACUAUGGAAUCCUAUCAACUGCAGUUUUAUUCAUAGUUAUAGUAUCCAAAGCUCUUGGAUAUAAAAGGAAACGACAUGGUUAAAACAAUAAAAGGUAUUUUCAUCUACGUGUUUGGAUAUUAUUUUUUUUCUUCUGUUCAAUGUUAUUUCUUUUUCCUUCUAUAACAUUAGUUUUAUUAUACAUAUUGAUUAGUAAUUGAAGUAUUGAUUAAUCGAAUAAACAGAAAUCAAUGAUUUCACGUUCUCUUUAUUUUUACCCAAAUUUUCGUGAUUAUAUAAUGAGUUCAUAUGUUAUGUCUAGUUUGUAUUCCACUUGAUGUAACUUACUUUGGAAUACCAUAUAUAAUUGGACGUCUGUACACAUGCACACACACACACACAUAUACAUACAUACAUACAUAAGUACCCACUCAUGCGCACACACACACUCACGCCCACAACUACAUAUACUCAGAAAUGAAAAGAACUUUGUCAACAUUGUUUUUUCUUGUGACCAAUUAUCAUUAUUAUUGAAUAAACAUUAAAAUUUGUAAUCAUAUUUUGUUUUUGUGAUGUUGAAUUUUCAGAUUGACUUGUUGUUGUUGUGGUGGUGGUGGUGAUGGUCGUAAUGAUGAUACCUUCUGCUUCAUGAUAAGGUUAUGAGAAUUGUAUUCAAUGUUGAUUUUACAUCCAUAUUGUGAUUGUAGUCGGUAUAUACUUACUUAUUUAAACUUGUUACCCCUUGUAGAGUGUAGGUCGCUCAAUUCUCCUACUUUAUCCGGGCUUGAGACUGGGAGUAAUACUAAAAGGGCUCCAGGUGGGAUUUAGUCAAUAUUUCGACACUGCACACGAGAGAACGCUUAACAUCUAAACUGUGGAUUGAUUAAAUACUAAACGGUAACAUUGAUGAAUCCUAAAUCAGUGGUUCAUAUCCAUAUUAUAACCGUAGUCAAUAUUCAGUUCAUUGGAAUAGCCACACAAUACAUCAUAUUCUAUGUAGGGUUAAUUUCAUAACAAAUCCAUAAAAUUAUUAGUAUUGAGUAUCAAACUACAGCCAAUACUAGUAUCAUUCUCAUAACCAUAUUUUGGUUUGAAUUAUAGGAAGAUAUAUCGUGGACUAUUCUAUGCGUUUCUUAAGAAGAGAUUAUCAGUCAAUUAUUAUUGAGUUCCAAGUAAUGAAGUGGUGGAUAUGCAAUAACACACAGAAGUAGGGUACUGGACGAAACAAUGAACAAUAAAAGAAUAAUACAAGGAUAAGCCAAUUAAGAACCAACAAUAAGACUUAUACUUUUGCACGUAAUUCAAAUAUCAUAUUGUUGCAUACUACUUAAAACGUGUAAAAUAGUAGCGAGGAAUUAUUCUUUUCCACCACAGAGUAAAGGCGAUGGUAUUGAAUAUACUAAAUGCUUAAUUCUCUCACUUUAGACUUCAUAUAACAGGCAAAUUGACAGUAUCCUCAAAUCUUAACCCUAAACACUUUAUUCUGAAAUAAAUCUCAAGCUGAUGACAUAAUAUUUUAUGGAUAAACUAAUCAGACAGCAACUAGUGGAUAUUUGAAUGUAAUUCGUUCAUCCAUAUGUUUAUGAAGCAUUCUCUAUAUUAUAUGUGAUACCAGUUUGUGAGGAAAACCCUGACCAUUAACCUUUAAACCUAACCCUAAAUACCUAAUUCUAACAAAAAACGAUGUGGGAACUCUUGAAAAGAUGUUUGAAUCAUUUUAAGAGUUCGAGAAUAUGGAUAGUCUGUAUCCACUAUGACGAGUUUUUUUGUUAUUGUUUUUCAGUUUGUAGGUAGAUGAACCUGUCGAAGACAUUAACCUAUCUAUUAGUUGUAUAAAAUCUGCUUACUUUUGAAGCAUCAUUGUCUUCUUUCCUAAAAACUAUCCAUUUAUAAAAUGUGUUUUCUGAUUGGUUAAUGAUUAGUCAAAAACUUGUCAUGGUCGUUCCAAACUCAUCCCUAUACUAUAUUCUUACUCAAAUGUCCAAUGCUUCGUGGUUUUCUUUGGUUGUUUAUGAUGAAAACUACAAAAUUGAACAAUCUCUUCAAACAAUGUAAGCUGAAAACCCUUCUAUUCUCAUUAGUGACUAGUUUCGAGAGCCAACUCCUAUUGUUCUAGUGAAAAACCAUGACUAGCAGUGUUCAUUCAUAUCUGAUGUAAGAUAUUUAUCCACCAAUGACACUACAUAUUAGUUACGUAGUAUUGUAGACUAAUUUAAGUUAAACAUCCGAGAUCAUUAGGUCCCAACUCAAUAGUCUAUAGGAUGCGUAUUGCUACUGAAGAGUCUGACGUUAUUAUGGAACAGCUUCCUAAUCCUUCCUAGUUUUCAACGAUUAUCUCAAUAGGGUCAGUUUGUAAUGUGAACCAUAAAAUCAUCAUUUCGCUUUAUAAGUUUAAAUUAUAAGAGUGAACAUUAUACAUUAUGUAUAUUUCAAAGAACUAUCAAGUGAC